Molecule: messenger RNA, 1287 nt
Organism: Plasmodium gonderi
Lineage: Eukaryota; Apicomplexa; Aconoidasida; Haemosporida; Plasmodiidae
Product: eukaryotic peptide chain release factor subunit 1
Exons: 3
Coding region: 1-1287 (428 amino acids)
Biological process (GO): cytoplasmic translational termination
Cellular component (GO): translation release factor complex; cytosol
Molecular function (GO): translation release factor activity, codon specific; sequence-specific mRNA binding
Source: RefSeq, a predicted model, not a curated record
AUGGAAGAAGAUCGAGAUGCCAAUGUAGAACAGUGGAAAAUCAAAAGACUAAUAAAGAAGCUAGAGAAUGCUAAGGGGAACGGAACCAGCAUGAUCAGCCUGAUAAUUAAAAACAAGGAUGAAGUUUCUCGAAUAAAUAAAAUGUUGGCAGAUGAACUUGGAACAGCUUCUAACAUUAAAAGCAGAGUUAACCGUCUUAGUGUGUUGUCUGCGAUUACGUCUACACAGCAAAAACUGAAGCUAUACAAUAAGACGCCUCCCAAGGGUCUUGUGGUUUACUGUGGGACUGUGAUAACGGAAGAUGGAAAAGAAAAGAAAAUGUCCAUAGAUUUUGAGCCAUUCAGACCAAUAAACACAAGUUUGUAUCUGUGUGAUAAUAAAUUUCAUGUGGAAGCAUUGAAGGAGUUAUUAGAAAGUGAUGACAAAUUUGGUUUUAUAAUAGUGGAUGGAAAUGGAGCAUUAUUUGGUACCAUCCAAGGGAAUACAAGAGAAGUAAUCAGAAGAUUUACUGUUGAUUUACCUAAAAAACAUGGAAGAGGUGGUCAAAGUGCUUUACGUUUUGCUCGAUUAAGAUUAGAAAAGAGACACAAUUAUUUAAGAAAGGUAGCAGAAGUGGCAACAUCUGUUUUUAUAACGAAUGACAAAAUUAACGUAUCUGGAAUUGUACUGGCAGGUAGUGCAGAUUUUAAAAAUGAUUUACUACAUAGUGAUAUGUUUGAUCAACGAUUAUUCGCUAAAGUUAUAAAAAUUGUGGAUAUAUCUUAUGGUGGAGAUAAUGGAUUCAAUCAGGCAAUUGAAUUAAGUUCAGAAGCAUUACAAAAUGUUAAAUUUAUUCAAGAAAAAAAAUUAAUUGGAAAAUUUUUUGAAGAAAUAGCACAAGACACAGGAAAAGUUGUUUACGGAAUUGAAGACACUUUAAAAGCACUAGAAAUUGGAGCUGUUGAAUUGUUAAUAUUGUAUGAAGGUUUAGAUAUAAUCAGAUUAACCACACGUAAUAAUGUCACAAAUACAACCAAAACUAUGCACAUCUCCCCACAUGAUGAAAAGCAAGAAUCUUUGUAUAAAGAAAAUAAUGUCGAAUUAGAAGUUGUUGAAAAAAUCUCUCUAACCGAUUGGGUUAUAAAUAAUUACAAAAAAUAUGGAGCCUCCCUAGAUUUUGUCACGAACAAAUCUCAAGAGGGUGCACAAUUUCAGAAGGGAUUUGGAGGGUUCGGUGGCAUGCUUCGCUACAAGCUGGAUCUCAAUUUGUAUGAUGAGGAUGUCGAGAGUGACGCAGAGCUCUUCUGA